AUGUUGUUUCACCCCAGAGCCAAAGGCGCAAGCUUUCUUUUCGCUGUUGCUGCUUUCGAACAUCUAGUUUCAGGUGCUCCAACUGGCACCUCACCUGCACCCUCUGCAACGUCACUGCUUGGCUACAACCCCGCCAACGGCGUCCAAUUCCAGGAUACUGACAACAUUCUGUUCUCCCUACUUCCAGCCCAGACUCAAGAUGCCAAGAUCGGAGCCUCAUUCGAUUUCAACGGUGUCGAAAACCCGCAGCCAAUCCGCGGCAGCAAAGGUGGUCUUGACCCAGGGCCGAGAACAACGGAGUAUGACGUCCUCAACCCGGACAAGCUUGCACCACCGGGAACUGAUCACGGAAAUGUGGCUAAUGCCGAAUGGCCCCUGGGACUGAGCCAUAACAAGCUGGGACUUGGUCGUGCGGGGUGGUCGAGGCAACAGAAUAUCGAUAACAUUCCCGCGGCUACUGAGAUGGCAGGCGUUGAUAUGCGAUUGGAACCUGGUGGAUACCGUGAAUUGCAUUGGCACACUGCUGCCGAGUGGUCGUAUGUUCUUAACGGGAGUGUGAGAAUUCAGGCUGUAACGGAGGAUGGCCAGACGUUUGUGGAUGAUUUGAGUGCUGGUGAUGUUUGGUUCUUUCCGGCUGGCGUUCCUCAUUCUCUCCAAGCUUUAGAUGGUGGUGUGGAAUUCCUACUUGUCUUCGAUGAUGGAAGCUUUUCUGAAGACAGCACUUUCCUCAUUUCCGAGACCUUUGCUCUCAAACCGAAAUCGGUCUUAUCUAAGAACUUUGGAGGUCUUCCCCUGUCCGCUUGGGACAACAUCCCAAGCGGUGAACUGUUCAUAUUUCCAGGCACACCUGCACCAAAAGACAUUGCGGAACAGAACAUUGUCGGCUCAGCUGGUGUCCUACCCAUUGAACAAUCGUACAGUUACCAUCUUUCGAAAGCGGAUCCUACGAUUACGACGGCUGGUGGAAGUGUGAAGAUUAUUGAUCCUAAGACAUUUCCCAUAGCCAGCAAGUUCUCGGCAGCUAUUGUUACGAUCAAGCCUGGAGCAAUCAGAGAAAUUCACUGGCACACAACCUCUGAUGAGUGGAAUUUCUUCAUUUCAGGCGACGCGAGAAUUGGAAUCUACGCCACCCAAGGCAAUGCUCGCACCUUCAAUUACCACGCCGGCGACUGCGGGUACAUCCCAAAAGACAUGACGCACUAUGUCGAAAACAUUGGCUCCGACGAUGUUGUGUUCAUCGAGGUUCUCCAGGCGGAUCAUUUCUCCGAUAUCUCCGUCGGGCAAUGGGUUGGACUUACCCCGCCGCAGAUCAUCAUGGAUACCCUCAAUUUGACGAACUCCACUGUCUCGCAGUUCAAGAAGGAGAAGCAGUAUGUUGUUCAAGGUUGA
This is a messenger RNA of Cadophora gregata, 1389 nucleotides long. RefSeq lists its product as uncharacterized. The coding region runs from base 1 to 1389 and encodes 462 amino acids. Lineage: Eukaryota; Fungi; Ascomycota; Leotiomycetes; Helotiales; Ploettnerulaceae. The transcript has 6 exons. Gene Ontology annotation, cellular component: cell wall. Gene Ontology annotation, biological process: oxalate metabolic process. The record is from RefSeq and is a predicted model, not a curated record.